CGUUCUGACCAUCGGCCUCUUGGGUGAUUUUCGCCAGCGAUGGUGCCAUAUCCGCCAUCUCCCGUUUUCAAUAUAACGUGUAAUGACAACGGCGGGCUUGAAAAUGGAGGCCUAUCCCACUGGAGGUUCGAGUUCGAUAAAUAAGCUACAUUGACGCUUCCGAGGAGCUACUCAUCCAGACAACCCUGCUCCAUAAUAUUUAAGUUCCCUCUGUUGAUCGUUGAGCGCUCAGUAUGGCGCCUUCUCUUGAGGAUCCGUCCUUGGCUCCGUCCUUAGACCAUGUUAUUCUUCCAAAAAAAGAGGUCACUGGCGACAACAGGUUUCAGUACACCCCAGGACGCACUGUUGUUGAGCGUCACGACAAUUACCCCUAUGAGGAUCUUCUACCUACGUUCCCUAACAUUCAGUGGAGCCCGCUAGAGGAGCUUCCCUAUGAAGACAGAGGACUUCGUGGAGAUCCAAAGUUCCGUAACCUCCUGCGGGAUGCAACAGAUGUUUUUGAUUACACCCCCAAAAUCGGGACUGAACUUCACGGUGUCAACUUGGCAAAGUUAGAUGACGCCCAAAGAGAUGACUUAGCCCGGCUAGUCGCUAUUCGCGGGGUAGUGUUCGUCCGUGACCAGAAGGACUUCGACAUCGAAGCCCAAAGGGAACUGGGUAGACAUUUCGGCACCUUGCACAAGCAUGCUACUACAUCUGUUCCGAAGAAGGAAGGCUUGGAAGAUGUCCAUGUUGUCUAUAGCGGAGACAACUCUGGUGAUCAGCGAGCAUUGUUCACACCAAGCUUCUUAUGGCAUUCAGAUGUGACCUACGAGUUACAACCGCCAUCAUACACAUCAUUAAAGGUUCUUACCGGGCCUCCCCGUGGCGGAGGUGGCGAUACACUCUGGACUUCUCAAUACGCAGCAUACGAUGCUCUGUCCUCACAUAUGCAAACAUAUCUCAAGGGCUUGACUGCUCUUCAUUCAGCAGACAUGCAAGCUUCUGAUUCACGCGCCCUCGGCCGAACGGUUCGCCGCGAGCCUGUCACUACAGAACACCCCUUGAUUCGCACGAACCCGGUCACCGGCUGGAACAGUCUUUUCUUCAAUCCCGGGUUUGUGACUAAGAUCGUCGGAAUCCCUAAGACAGAGAGCGAUGCGAUUAUCAAAUACCUCACCGACGUCAUUGCUACCACCCAAGAGAUGCAUGCACGAUUUCAAUGGAACAAGGAUGAUGUGGCUAUCUGGGACAAUCGGACUACGAAUCACAGCGCGUCAUAUGGAUUUGCACCCCACCGUCGCCAUGCUGUCCGGGUCGCAGCUCAAGCUGAACGUCCCUACCUGGACCCGGCCGGCAAAUCACAAGAAGAGGAAUACAUUGCGCUCUAUAAUUUACCGCCUGUGAACAAGGAUGGCUCUCGUCAGUCGAACUACAAUGAUUAAGCUAUUUAUUCACUGCUUUCACUGCUGAGCGAAACCUGCAUCCUCGUACAUACUGAAGACAUGGCGUUUACACAUACCCGGGAAAUCGAUUUGUAUUUGAUAGUAUCUGCAUAUAGCGAAUAGCACUGUUUAUCG
Aspergillus alliaceus is the source of this 1559-nucleotide messenger RNA. Its product is annotated as TauD/TfdA dioxygenase family protein. The record is from RefSeq and is a predicted model, not a curated record. The transcript is spliced from 3 exons. Lineage: Eukaryota; Fungi; Ascomycota; Eurotiomycetes; Eurotiales; Aspergillaceae. The coding region runs from base 234 to 1424 and encodes 396 amino acids. Gene Ontology annotation, molecular function: 2-oxoglutarate-dependent dioxygenase activity. Gene Ontology annotation, cellular component: cytoplasm.